Mizuhopecten yessoensis (Yesso scallop) is the source of this 1165-nucleotide messenger RNA. Its product is annotated as protein psiA-like. Lineage: Eukaryota; Metazoa; Mollusca; Bivalvia; Pectinida; Pectinidae. The transcript is spliced from 10 exons. The coding region runs from base 69 to 1106 and encodes 345 amino acids. The record is from RefSeq and is a predicted model, not a curated record.
CUAAUACAAAAACUUGGACCAAGAUAACAACACGAAUUCGACAUUUUUAUAAAGAAAAAAAUACAAGAAUGGGAAUUUUUCAGGCAGUUGGAUGGUUGCUUGUGCUGUCUGUUAAUGUCGUACGGAGUGACGUCAUAUGUAUGCAGUGUGACCAAGCAGCAGACAUCGACGAGUGUCUAUCUGCAGGAACGGUCAAGUGUGGAGCACAGGAGCAAUGUUUUCUAGAAAAAGUAACCACAAAAAACCUGAAUUUUGUGUACAACGCUGGAUGCAGGUCUGCGUUGGUAUGUAACAUCAUGGCAAGCCUUGGUGGUGGCAAUGGGCGCCGUGACUUAUCCCGACCAUCGCGAGAACUGGUGAACUGUGCUCAGUGCUGUAAUACUGCUCCAGGUGUAGCGACUAAAGGGUCGUGCAACUCUGAACUCUGUGGGGCAAGACCCAGCGUUGAUAACAGUAUCCGAUGUUUCGCCUGUGAUAACCUAGUAUCAGGCUCUGCUGCUUGUUCACAAAAAUCAGUCUGCACCGAUACAGAGGUGUGCGCUACGUCUAUUCACAUUUUAGGAGGUAAUCUGAUCAAGUAUGACUUCCGGUGCGAGGAGAAGCAUUUCUGCGAGGCUAUGAUACAGAACGGCAUCCAGAACAGAGCAUCCCAAGCUGGUGGCGUGAAGAUAUGCGACGCUUGCUGCAAGGACUCGGAAUGUAACAAAAAGGACUGCUUUCAGCUGAGAAAAACAAUGGCGACUCAGUUUGCUAACGUAACUGCAACAACAACAGCUCCAAAACCUGCCACUGCUGUACCUACUACAAAACCAACAACUCCUGCUGCAACAACCACAAAACCAACAACUCCAAUCCCAACAACCACCAAACCAACAACUCCAAUCCCAACAACUCCAGUACCAACAACCACCAAACCAACAACUCCAAUCCCGACAACUCCAGUUCCAACCACUCCCGUCCCAACAUCAACAACCCCGGUGCCAACCACUCCCGUACCAACCACGAAGCUUACUCAGCCACCAUCGAAUAAACCAUCUAGCCCAGUGCCAUCGAGUGGAAGUUCAAGAAAACCUUCAACGUUCGCACCUAACUUUACCGUAAUUUAAAUGUUAAUGUGAUAAUACUGAUACAUUAAUCAGAAUAAAGACUGACGGAUGCCAUUCUU